UAAUUCCUGCAUUCCACAAGAUCAUAUUUCUAAUCACUGAACUGUUGGAACCGCCCAGGAAGUUUGCGACUAUAAUUGAAAGCGCAUCUUCGGUUUGAGCUGAGAGCUGAGGAACAGAAGCUGAGAAUUCAGACGAAAGACAAAUAGUUUCCACAUUUUGAUCUGCAGGUGUGUUAAACAUCAGAGGAAGUUCAAAUUCACCAAGUCAACAUGGGCAAUCAACAGUUUAAACCAAAACCUGGAGAUUUGAUUGAAAUACCUCGAAAGCGUUGGUAUAAACACUGGGCCCUCUACAUGGGAGAUGGAGACGUCGUGCAUUUAACUUCAGAUGGUGCAAGUGGAGAUACGAGUACUCGAUUCUCUAGGUCGGAAGGGAUUGGUGUGAUUAAGAGGGAGCCUCUCGCUGACGUAGCUGGCAAUAAUUCCUGGAAAGUCAACAAUAGAUUCGACAAAAUAUGGAAACCAUUACCCGUUGACAAGAUAAUAAAAAAGGCUAAUGAAAUGAUUGGAUGCAGAGUGCGUUACAAUGUACUAAGUGCAAACUGUGAACACUUUGUUAAUUCACUUCGGUAUGGUAUAGAUAUAUCAUUUCAGUUUAAACCAAAACCUGGAGAUUUGAUUGAAAUACCUCGAAAGGGUGGGUAUAAACACUGGGCCCUCUACAUGGGAGAUGGAGACGUCGUGCAUUUAACUUCAGAUGGUGCAAGUCGAGAUACGAGUACUCGAUUCUCUAGGUCGGAAGAGAUUGGUGUGAUUAAGAGGGAGCCUCUCGCUGACGUAGCUGGCAAUGAUUCCUGGGAAGUCAACAAUGGAUCAGAUGGAAUGUGGAAACCAUUACCCGUUGACAAGAUAAUAAAAAAGGCUAAAGAAAUGAUUGGAUGCAGAGUGCGUUACAAUGUACUAAGUGCAAACUGUGAACACUUUGUUAAUUCACUUCGGUAUGAUAAAGGUGUAUCAUUUCAGGUUAUUGCAGGAAUCGUCAUAAUUGGUGUAACGGCCAUCUUCAGUCCUGUUGCUGCUGUUGCUGCACUUGGUGCCGCCUGCCUUUUCAAGGUUUGUUCUUGUGUGAGCUCAUCAGUGAAAAGCGCAUCAGUGAAAAGCACAUCAGUGAAAAGCACAUCAGUGAAAAGCACAUCAGUGAAAAGCGCAUCAGUGAAAAGCACAUCAGUGAAAAGCACAAAACAAACCUAGAGUGUGCUGAGUUGUUAUUAAAGCAUUAAUCAACCCCAUUGAUUGAGUCGAUGCACCACCAGCAUUGCUGCCUCGCCAACAGUCUGUCUGUCCUUUCUACUGUUUUUAUUAAUUUGUGUGUCAAAAGAAUGUUUUAGAGUUUCUCGGUUUGUUUGAUGUGGGGGGGGGAUGGGGAGAAUUGGGGGAAACUUUUUUUCAAUCUCUUACCUCGACAGAGAUGCGAUUUUUCACGUAAUCGUAUCUCUGUCGCCUCUGCGGCCUAACAUCGAGGAGUUGGCGGUCUUUCCUGGAGAACGGCCGCGGGCGCUGAGCGGACUUCAACAUCGCGGAGCUGCGAUCCUUUUCCAUGGAUCGACUGUGGAGAGCUCCAACCGCGGGGCCUGUGGACUUUAACAUUGUGAAGCCAGCGGUCUCUGGUAAGAAGAGGCCGACUCGGGAGCUCCAUGUCACGGAGAGAGUUUCAAACGUCCCGACGCGGGAGUUCCAAUCAUCCCGACGCGAGGGCCUCGGAGAGUCAGUAGCGGUGACUGCGGAGGGUUCAACAGCCCCGACCGCGUUGAACAAAGAGGAAGAUAAUUGAACUUUAUUACCUUCCAUCACAGUGGAAUCUGCUGUGGUGCAUGUUUAUGUUACAUUUUAUUUUAUGUGGCAGGGUGCCUUGUUGCUUUUCACUUCGUAUGGCUGUAUGGGAACUCAAAUUUCACUGUACCUUAAUUGGUUCAUGUGACAAUAAAUUAAUCUUGAAA
Messenger RNA from Leucoraja erinaceus (little skate), 1937 nucleotides. Its product is annotated as phospholipase A and acyltransferase 5-like. The coding region runs from base 211 to 1191 and encodes 326 amino acids. Gene Ontology annotation, cellular component: cytoplasm. The transcript has 6 exons. Gene Ontology annotation, molecular function: A2-type glycerophospholipase activity; glycerophospholipid phospholipase A1 activity. The record is from RefSeq and is a predicted model, not a curated record. Gene Ontology annotation, biological process: N-acylphosphatidylethanolamine metabolic process. NCBI's taxonomy places the organism in Eukaryota, Metazoa, Chordata, Chondrichthyes, Rajiformes, Rajidae.